Messenger RNA from Sphaeroforma arctica JP610, 1715 nucleotides. RefSeq lists its product as hypothetical. The annotation marks the transcript as partial. NCBI's taxonomy places the organism in Eukaryota, Ichthyosporea, Ichthyophonida. The record is from RefSeq and is a predicted model, not a curated record. The transcript is spliced from 6 exons.
GCGGGCUUUUCACACCGGAAAUAGCCGUGUUCGAUGAAUGCGAGAUCGUACUAGAUCAAUCGUCACUUUUUAAAUAAUAUAGCAGCCCUUGAAUAAGACACCAUGUUGCGCAGUAUCCUAUCUCGUUCUUGUACUAGCCGUUUAUCUGUACUCAGCUUUGCGCGUUCUUACAGCUCAAACAUGGCAACACAAGGGAAGAUUAUACCAGUGGUCGACCUCGGUGGACUGUUUGAUCACAGUAAGCAGCAGGAUGUAGAGCGUACGAAGGUUAUCAGCCAACUCAAAAAGGCGUCUAAGGAAGUUGGCUUCUUUUAUCUAAUCAAUCAUGGGUUCGGCGGCGGUAGGGGUAGCAGAAUGGAUGUUCAUAGCAGAGCAUGAUUUGGGCAACCAGAGGUGAAAAUGUCCAAAUCAAAAACGUAUCCAGGUUAAAUCAUAUGUAUGCGCAUCUUGCCCAGAUUGUUACCUACUCUCAAAUACCUGAUAUAAUUUUGUGUGUUAUUUUAAUUUACCUAUUAGAAGUAUCAUACAACUGGUAAGUCAAUCAAUUAUAUCAUUUAUAGUCUAUUGGUACGCCAUUUGUCGGGACAAUUGCGUUGUUACUUUGCAUUUUCUGUAUUAGUUCGUGCAGACCACACAAGGCUUUCACGAAAACAGAAGUAUGCUGGCAGUUACAUAUAUAGGCCAGAUGUAUAUUUUUACUGUGAUGUUGAUAUAGAAUUGUAUAAAAAUAUACAAAAAUGAAUAGAUAUAUGCAUACAUACAAUAUACACAUAUGAGAUAUCCUGUUAUGAACGGGUUUUGCAGUUAGCCAUGUAUACACAUAUAUGUUUGAAUAUGAAUUGAUUGCGUGUAUUCGGAUACUACCAGAAUUGCAGACUUGUCCUGAUGCAUGGUAGGGGAUAAUCUCCUAGAUUGUCAUCCAGAUAGUUCAGUAGGCGAAUCAUGUCUGUCCCGCUCGUUUGCCCAGAAUGAAUGAGGGGUUUGAUCAGUUUCGUUCAUACUACCUCUUGAAUUGCACCACACACACAGCGUUUCUCCUGAUUUGAUGCAGUCAACCUUCAAAAGCAUGCGUGCAUUUAUGGACCAGCCCGAAGAAAUCAAGAUGAAAGUGCAUGUGAACCACAAUGAAGGACUGCGGGGCUACUCCGCGGAGUUCGAGCAGGGCAACUAUGGAGUGGACGUGACAGAUAUUCGAAACCAACUGACAAAGGAAACGACUUCCGAAGCGGAGGACGAACCGAUGGACUUCAAGCAGACGUAUCACUACGGACGUGAGCUCCCUAAAACCCACAAGCACUACAAUGUGACUCUCUUUGCCCCUAAUGUGUACCCUGAUACACCCGCACAAUUUUCCGAGGAUAUCAAAACAUAUUGGGGGGCUAUGGACACGCUCUCUGAUACGCUAUUUGAAGUUUUUGCCGAAGCACUGAACCUACCACGGGACUACUUCGAGGAUAAAGUGGAUGAAGGAAUGGAUUCGAUGAAUAUGAACUACUACCUCCCCUUUGCGGAUAGGCCGCAGAACCAGAUGGGCAUUGGCGCACACACAGACUACGAAUGCUUCACUCUACUCGCACAGGAUGGUCCCACCGCGCUUCAGAUAUUCUCGCCCGAGAAACAGGAGUGGGUGUAUGUACCUGAAGUGCGCAAUGCGAUCGUGGUCAACAUAGGCGACAUGAUGGCACGCUGGAGCAACGACGAGUUCACCAGUACAG